AGACGGCCCAGCGUCCUGGGCAUGCGCACUGGGACGCAAGGAAGCGACGCUGUUUCGCUCUGGCUGCCUCUUCGUUAAGCUGGGAGGCAGAGCCUGAGCCGUGCCCAGGCCCAGCGGGGGCUGCAGCCUGAGCCCGGCGGUGUCCUCCGCCUGCCCCCUCGCCCUCCUCAGCCUCGGUGCCUUGGAAUUUGUGUUGCUGAGUCAGCAAGCCUUUCAGAUUUGCCCGGUUUUUGUUGUUUGCAUUUUAUAUCAAGAUGGGAACUCAAACAAGUCAUUCCUCCUAAGGAUCUGGUAUCUCCAUCAAGAAGGCACAGUCUGUGCCAGCUCUCCAGAGAGAAAAGGUCUCCUGGAAGCGCUGGGCAAUGAACCUGAGACUGCAGCCCAGUGUGGUCUGAAGCCGUUGGGGAGAACAGAGGGAGUCCUGGGGAAGAUGGCCAUGGCCCCAAGCCCUUCCCUGGCUCAGGUGUACACCAGCCCGGUGGCAGUGGCCGUGUGGGAAUGGCAGGAUGGGCUGGGCACCUGGCACCCCUACAGUGCCACUGUUUGCAACUACAUCGAGCAGCAGUUUGUCCAGCAGAAGGGCCAGCGCUUCGGGCUGGGGAGCCUGGCCCACAGCAUCCCCUUAGGCCAGGCUGACCCCUCACUGGCUCCUUAUAUCAUCGACCUCCCCAGCUGGACGCAGUUCCGCCAGGACACUGGCACCAUGCGGGCUGUGAGGAGGCACCUGUUUCCCCAGCACUCGGCCCCGGGCCGGGGCAUCGUCUGGGAGUGGCUGAGUGACGACGGCUCCUGGACGGCAUAUGAAGCCAGCGUCUGCGACUACCUGGAGCAGCAGGUGGCCAGGGGCGCCCAGCUCGUGGACUUGGCUGCCCUGGGGUACAACUACACCGUCAACUGUGCCACCAACACGCAGACCAACAAGACUUCCAGCUUCUGCCGGAGUGUGCGGCGCCAGGCAGGGCCCCCGUACCCAGCGACCACUGUCAUUGCCCCACCAGGCCACACGGGAGUGGCCUGCUCUUGCCAUCAGUGCCUCGGCGGCGGCGCAGCUGGCCCCGUGUCAGGCCGCUACCGCCACUCCAUGACCAACCUUCCCGCCUACGCAGCCCCCCAGCCACCCCACAGGACCGCCGUUGUUUUGGGGGCCCACCAGGCCUUUUCUCCGUACAACAAGCCCUCACUCUCUGGGGCCAGGUCUGCGCCCAGGCUGAGCACCGCCAACCUCUGGGCUGGGGCGCUGCCCUCCCUGGGGAACCAGCCCCUCUACCGCUCCAGCCUCUCCCACCUGGGACCUCAGCACCAGCCCCCAGGACUGUCCGCUGCCAGCGCAGCCAGUGCCUCCCUGCCCAGCGGUCCAGUGAGCAGCCCCAGGAGCAUCCCCACCGCGGUGCCCGUGCAGAUGUCGAAGCCCAGCAGGGUCCAGCAAGCUCUCGCAGGCAUGACGAGUAUUCUGAUGUCAGCCAUUGGACUCCCUGUGUGUCUUAGCCGCGCACCUCAGCCCGCCAGCCCUCCCGUCUCCUGUCUGGCCUCUAAAAGUCACAGCUCAGUUAAGAGAUUGAGGAAAAUGUCCAUGAAAGGAGGGCCUCCAAAGCCAGAGCCAGAGCAGGUGAUAAAAAACUACACAGAAGAGCUGAAGACGGCCCUGGAUGAGGACUGCAUCAUCUGUAUGGAGAAGCUGUCCAUGGCGUCUGGCUACAGCGACGCAACCGACAGCAAGACCUUCGGGCCGGUGGCUGUGGGCCGCUUGGCCAAGUGCAGCCACGCCUUCCACCUGCUCUGCCUGCUGGCCAUGUACUGCAACGGGAACAAGGAUGGAAGCUUGCAGUGUCCUUCCUGCAAAACCAUCUAUGGGGAGAAAACUGGAACCCAGCCCCGAGGGAAGAUGGAGGUGUUCACAUUCCAGGUGUCCCUCCCCGGCCACGAGGACUGUGGGACAAUCCUCAUAGUCUACAACAUACCCCAUGGCAUUCAGGGCCCGGAACACCCCAACCCUGGAAAGCCGUUCACCGCCAGAGGGUUUCCCCGCCAGUGCUACCUUCCGGACAACGCCCAGGGCCGCAAGGUCCUGGAGUUGCUGAAGGUGGCCUGGAAGAGGCGACUUAUCUUCACAGUAGGGACGUCCAGCACCACAGGGGAGACCGACACGGUGGUGUGGAACGAGAUUCACCACAAGACAGAGAUGGACCGCAACGUGACAGGCCACGGCUACCCCGACCCCAACUACCUGCAAAACGUGCUGGCCGAGCUGGCCGCCCAGGGGGUGACUGAGGACUGCCUGCAGCAGCAGUGA
Molecule: messenger RNA, 2290 nt
Organism: Lipotes vexillifer (Yangtze River dolphin)
Lineage: Eukaryota; Metazoa; Chordata; Mammalia; Artiodactyla; Lipotidae
Gene: DTX2
Product: deltex E3 ubiquitin ligase 2
Exons: 11
Coding region: 431-2290 (619 amino acids)
Biological process (GO): Notch signaling pathway; protein ubiquitination
Molecular function (GO): zinc ion binding
Source: RefSeq, a predicted model, not a curated record